Molecule: messenger RNA, 1058 nt
Organism: Marchantia polymorpha subsp. ruderalis
Lineage: Eukaryota; Viridiplantae; Streptophyta; Marchantiopsida; Marchantiales; Marchantiaceae
Source: the annotation of a GenBank genome assembly
CUGUGGGCAUGCCACGAGAAAGUUGGAGACAGGUCAUCGUGGUUCGAAAAGUUUCGGUGGCAAAGACCCUAAGAUAAGAGUGACAGCUCUUCAUAGCUCCUGGUGCACUCCUGGAGGCGAGAAGAGAAUCAAGUCAAGCGCAACUAUCUUGUGAAUGAUUGAGUGGAGUGCACAAAGUUUCCCGUGGCAAUCUGUUUUUGGCAGCCUCGAUCUUCUGAGGUCAAAAGGAGAAUUUGACACAAACGAUCGAGGGACAACCAAUCCUGUUCUCCAUCCAUUUAGGCACUGGAGAAAGCGAGCAGAUGAGAUGCUGAACCGAACUGUCCAUGGGAAGAAGUCCACGAAGUCCGAAUGGGACCAUUCAACUAAAACAUAGCGAAAACAAAGGGAGAUAAGAACCCAUUGACGGUUUCUCCAUCUUGGUCAUGCUUCGUCGAGCACACCCGUUCUAAUAGCCUGUUGAACUUGCACCCAGCUUAUUUCGAGUUCCAUAUGACGUUGGCUCCACGAGGUAUGGAGGAAACAGGGGAAGUACGUCAGACAAUAUCUGACAAUCGUAUCCACUUGCAAUUACUGGGUCAGACCCAGCCUGAGCUUAGAUUCGUCUGCACUGAGACACCUGAGGCGAGUACCGGGGAGAAUAAUGUUCACCGUUAUGUGAAGCAAAAAAGAUCACAUGCAUGGUCAGAUACAGAGUGAAAGUUCUCUUGCUGCACAGGCCUUAUGUCAGAACAGAGUAACAAGGAUGGAGAAUUGUAAAAUCUUGUAAAAGGUUAAAGAGGAACAUGUAGUUCAAUUAGUAGAUUUCAGUCAUCUUGUGAUGCUCAGAAUGCCGAGGACAGAUGAUCGUCGAGACUUGCGUGAAGGAAAUAUACUUGCUCACAUUCGAAUACGCCUAUGUGCUCAUGGUGUGUACCGAGAAUUUUCUGAACUUUCGAAAGGCUGAAACGCCUCUCUGCAUCACCAACUGAAUGCAGACUAAAGACUCCGAGAUGCUAACUGAUUGUAGAUUUAAGAACUUAUCUGAAAUGAGGAGAUUGAGAAUGUUGACAUGCGGC